This is a messenger RNA of Poecile atricapillus (Black-capped chickadee), 7009 nucleotides long. RefSeq lists its product as uncharacterized. The transcript has 4 exons. Bases 500 to 1297 code for a protein of 265 amino acids. The record is from RefSeq and is a predicted model, not a curated record. NCBI's taxonomy places the organism in Eukaryota, Metazoa, Chordata, Aves, Passeriformes, Paridae.
GUGCUGCGCGGCUACCGCGCCGCUUGUUACAAGUUUCCCGUGGCGGCGGUGCCGGAGGAGCCCUGGGGUAGCGGUGGCAGCAGCAGCGGGGCGCGAUGCCCACCUGGGGCUGGCUGGGCGGGAGCGCUGCUAUGAGCGGAGCCCGGCACCUCGCCCAGGAUGCUCUGCCGUCCCGCAGUGAGCACUCUGCGGCGAGUGUCUCUUGUCCCCUGUAGCACGCUGCCAGCUGGUACCUCCCUCCUUUCUGAAGCGUAACUGGGGAGGGGGUGGAAGGCAGAGGAAGUUUGGUGAUCAGUUUUUUUCUGUAGGCUUUGGAGAGGGAUUCCCUUUGCCUCCCAGCGGGAAGGGCUGUAGGACAGGGUAUGGUGGCGGAGGGAAGAGGGCACAGCUGGGAGUCGUUCCCUGCCGCCGUGUACCUGGGGUGCUGGAUGCGAGCUCCGCGCAGCUCCGCCGAACGUAGGGGCAGCGGCGCGGCAGAUGCGGAUGCGUGCGUGUGUGUAUGCUUAACCCUUUCUUGGCUCCUCGGAUUUGUACCAUGCUGAAGAUCCUCACCAAAAAGCUCAGGAACCAGAGUUUGAACGAAAUUCAGCCUUUCCAGCUAAAGAUCUCCUAUCCCCCAAGUGAUGAAGACAGUGAUGACUCUGGAGAGAACCAGGAACUUGCUCAGAUUGACAGAGAGAGAAGACGGAAUUGUACCCUGACUCCUCUGGCCACAAACCAGCUCCAGAACCAAGAGAACCAAUGCUGCAAGGUUCGGGCCCUCUUCCAUGCCAGCCUUGACCGCCACAGCUCGGAAGAGGAGCUGGAGUGCAUCAACCGAGAGUUUACCACAGAGAAGCGGAAGUGGUCCCAAGUCAGCCGGCUCACCUGCUGCAGCAACGGCAACAUCUCCUCCUCCAGUGAUGAAGAAGUGAAGAGCUUGUGUGCGAUGUCUUUCCAGCCCGUGGCAGAGCAGGGCGAUGGCCUCCAUGCCAGCCCAAGCCCUGUGCUGUUCAGUGCCUCCCCUCCCAAGAGACUCCAGCCCCUGGUACGGAGCCCAGCCUCUGGACCUUUAAUCUUCACAAGUGUUGGGGCGGGCCUGGAGCAAGUCAUGCCUUGUAAGAGACAUCGACAAGGAUAUGGGGAUAAGGUCAGCAGGCCCAGCCUUGACCUGGAAAAAAUGCAGCAGAGCAUCAACGGAGGCCGCCCGCCACCCCACUUCAUGUAUGAUCCCUCCACUUUUGCCUUCCGUUCCCUCAGCACCUUGAAGCCGCUGAGCCCAAUAGCUCCAGUGGAAGAACCGUCAUGUGCCUACUGAAGGAGUUUCUUCAAAAAAACCUCAGGAACUAUCAACCAGUGUCCUGCCUGGCAGGGAGAAGAGGAGGUGGUGAUACCCAAGGGGAGGGGUGAGAGAAGAAGGGGCAAUGACACGUCUUUGCAAUGCAGCUGCUCUGGCAGGAGGAAGCAAAUGGCUUGGCAGCAGUGCCUGUUCUCAUACCACUGGUGGAUCCAAGCAGUGGCAAAGGGAAUGAGUUUUGUCUUUCAGGGCAAAGCAAACCAGUCAGGUCCACAAACCACAAGAACUGCCACCAAGGCAGUGUCAAACAUGGAGAUGGUGGUAACUGAGGAUACCCAGGAGGUGUUCAGGGAUUAGUACGACCUGCAAGGCAGCAGGGGUGAGUGAUCAAGCUGUGAAACGAAAUCCAGUCAGUUUCCCAAGGAUACUUGGGUCUACAGUGCUUUGCUGUAGACCUGACACUUCUCCCACUCAAAAGUGAGCUCAGGAUUGUAGAAAGAAGCUAUACCGAGCUGCUUUCAAAACAAGAAGACCCCUGUCUGAGAUUGUUAUAAUUGCAUUCACAUCAAGCUCUCGUUAAUGGAAAACCCUAGGACAGGGAGGUGUGUGGAGGAGUAACUGGCACAUUUAGCUGUGCAUUCCAGAUGAUCUGCUGGCAAUUCAGUGAUACUGUCCAAAAAGAGAUUGGAAUGGGAGAGUGAGACAUCCAUAUGUAGAUCUGGGAUUAUAAUAAAAUUCUAGAAUUGGAAGGUCUGUGUUGAGCCGUCCAGGAAAACGCAACACCCACCUUCAGUCCUCUCAGCAUCAUCAAAGAGAAGAACUUGGGGUUUUCUGUAUGCUCCUGGAUCUCCUCUCUGCUGAGGCAGUGUGUAUUCUGGGUUAUGUAAUACUUCUCCAUAGUAUUGUUCCAUUACAUGAUGGUGGAGGUAACUGGUACCACCAAACUCAAACCAAUUUAAUGUCUACAGCAAGCUUUCCACUCCCCUUGUUUAGGCUAGCUGUUAAAUUCAGAUACACUCUUCUGGUAUCAGUGGAACAAUAUUCUUAGAUGAAGCAAGGAGUAGGAAAAAGCAAUUGAUUUUGUGGCUGUUGGUGGAAGAAACAGGAGAGGAGUUUGAGUGAAGGUGGGGGACAUUUCUCCAUAGACACUUCUGAGGCUGUUGGGACCAUGCUAGGUGUUUGACUGGGAUCUUUCCUUGAGGCAUGUGUGUGUUUUGUGCCACAAGGCAGGAGUUAAUAGAACAAGCUCUUGCUUCUCCUGCUGAGGCAGAGGAACAAGGCCUUUCCUCUUGCUGCACCUGGUGGAGAGAGUAACCUCUUUGUGUAGGCAUUCCCCACCAUAAGCCUGUAUCUGACUGCAUGGGGAAGCAAGUUGUUUACUGUUUGUCCAGAUCAAGAGGAGCAACUGUGAGUAAUACAAAAUAAUUUUUGGUUCUUUAAAUCUGCCUCAGUGUAGAGUCUUUGAUGCUGCUCUUUGGUUAAGACAAAUGGUCAGUCCCGCUGCCAGUAGGAGACUACCAGUGAACUGGUGUGGGCCUUUCACUGAGACCUCUAGGGAAAAUCCAAAGCUUGGGGUAGCUUAGGAACCUGAAUCCCCCACCCCACCCUCUUCUCCCUAACUCCUGUCAUUCAGGCAGGCAGAGGAGCUGGGCAAGGUGGUGAGGGGAUGUCUGUCCUGAUGCUGUCCCAGCUCUGCCUGUUCUUUGGCUCCAGACUGUUACAGCUGGGCCACCCCCUGCACCAGCACCACCUCCAAGAGGUCACUUGUGUUUACUGGUGAGGGAUCUCUGGCAGACUGUCAUGGUUCCCUUCAAGUCCCUAUUUCCAAGAGAGCUCAAUUCCUCUGCUGAUUCCUCCUGCCUCUGUAGAAAUUCUGCUUAUCUUGUUUUGAUGGCACACCUCAGCUUUUUAACUGCUGCCAGAUCAAGCUGACCAGUGCAGGACAGGAAGCAUUGCUCCUUUGGACCAAAUCCCUGUGCUCAGGAGAUGGGACAGCCAUAGCCUGGUACCCAUCUAAGAGGCACAUUCCUUGAGCAAAUGCCUGGAGUGGCAGCCCCUGCGUGGCCCUCCAGCCUCAGGCUUUGCUCAGCAGGAGCUGCCAAGGUGCUGGGGCCCAGAGGUGUGUCCCUGCCAGCCAGCAGGUGGGGCAGGAUGCCUUGCCCUGGAGGGUGGGAGCAGGGAAAAAGGAUGUCCUGCCGAUAUCGUUGCCUUUUACUACUUUUGUAACUUUUCUCUGUCUUUUCUUUUCAAUCAGAAGAAAAAAUAAAAUAAAAAAAAAGAAAUUAAAAACCCCACAAGGAAAUAAAGUGUAACAGCAGCUAUAUUUACACCUCUGCUGGGUCUCAUGUGUUUGCCAUCUUCUAGGUGUUUGUGGGCAGGGGUAUGGAGGGGGUGGAGUAGAGUGAGCUAUGAUACAGUGCAGCCAGUCCCCCAAGCACUCCACAAUGCAAGGAGGCCACAUCUGCAAGUGAAUGGCUUUGAAAAUGAGGAUCUUUUCCAGAAUGAAUGCCAGGUUCUUUGUACGUGCUCCAUUUGAGCUAUGCUGUACUGGUAUGCUGUAUUGUCCCUCACUGGUGCUUCCCUCACCAGGAUGGUGCUUUGGCUUUUGAGUAAAUUGCCUAUUGCUUGGGCAAGUCAAAUAUAGCCUGACUGGAGGUUUCUGGCCCCCUCAAAACAGAAGGUGGGUAACUACCCCAGUGGUCUUCGACUUGAAAUUUCAACUUCAGGAAGUCUUGCAUAUCUGUCCUGAGAUUCUCCAGAGCCCUUUUGUUUACAGUGAGAGCACUUUUCCUUCCUUCUUCAUAAUUUAGCUAUAGUUCACCCCUUCCUCUGUUUUUUGCUCUAAAUGCUCCAUCUUGGGUACUUGUAAUGUGCAUUCCCUACCCCUUGCUAUCUACUUGAGCUAAUUCCUGUCUCUCCCACAAUCCUAACUCUGUGUCUUCACCAGCAUCUCACAAAGCUAUUACCUAUGUCCCCUUUUUCAAAGCCUCCUGAGAGAUAUUAGCAUAAAUUCCCUUAGAAGUCCUACUUAGAUUCCCUACCAGGACACCUUUUCCAUUCUUGCCUCCAAGCUCUGAUCUCCUCUAGGCUUCUUGCCGUCUCUCUUAUCUUGAAAUCCUCCCCUUUCUGCCAUCUGCAGUUUGUUAUUGGCCUUGACCAGUUUUGCAAGGGUUGUAGGGUGACUUGCUGGCUCUCCCAAGCCCUUGCUCUUGUACCUCGUUUACAGAAUGCUUUUCUCUGGGUUGUUUCUUCCAGUACAGCCUGAUCCCUCAGUGCACCCACCCUUGGAGCCCCAGAUGCUGUUCAAAACCAUGGUGGUGGCUAUGACUCCACAAACCCUGAUCAUCUGUAGGCCUAUGCCAGGUCAAGCUUGUUGUAAGUCUAUUUUGUAUAUGCAGAGAGAGGGGAUGCAUUGACCUUGUAUCUGCUAGGCCAGAGGUAUGGACACCAAGCGCUCUGAAGCCAGGGAAUAGCUGGUGAAGGGCAGGAAGCUGGCAUACAGCUUGGCAUUGCACAGCCAGCCCAUUGACCACAGUGAGCUGGGGGUAGAGCUGCUGCUGCUGGCCCGGGUCUGUUGUCUGGGCCUCCAGCACAUGUCUGGAUUUAGUUCAGUUGUGCCCAGCCAUCAUCUCUCCCUGCAAGCUGGGCCUCUGGGUUAACAACAAAACAGGGCAGAUUGUGAAAUGUGGUGAAAUGUGGUGAUAAACUGCCAUAUGGCAGCAACUCUGAAGCUCAAAGGCAGGUUAGGAGUAUUCAUGAAGAUCUUACAGGGUACUUUUCAGCUGUAGUACCAAUGUUACUGACAAAAGAGAGUCAGGAUGUUGGCCUCCUUUGGAUGCCAGACUCUGGCAUGUGGGAACCGUUUCCCAAAGCCCACUGCAGAAGAUACUAGUAGAAACCAGGGAAAUGAGAGCUGAGCUGUGGUCUUUGAGCAAUCGUCUUUGCUGUAGCCACUGCCCCUUGUUGCUGCCUCUGGGAUCCAUCAGAGUGGGCAGGGAUGCUGGCUGAGGUAUAAACAAAGCACUGUGUGCACAGUCAGCUUGGCGUGGGUCCCUCAGGACCUCUACUUUGCUGGAGCUACUGGCUUCCCACCAGGUUUGGGUCCUGGCUCAGCAGGGGGGCCUGUAACUUCUGCGCCCUUUCUCUGCUCUGAGCCAUCUUGUUUGGAGAUGUGCAGGUGUUUCCCUUCAGAGCAGAAAACACCCUGUGAAGAGAGCAGGACUGUUGUGCCAAAGUGCAGUUCAGUUGUGUUAACCAUCUGCAGGAGGGUGAAUGGGGAAAAGCGACUGUUUGACGAGUUUGGCUAUGGCCUCUCUACAACUUAAGCAGGACCUUUAAAGCUAAUACUGUUCUCCAGUUAAAGUAAAUUAAUUAGGUUAAUGAUAUGGCCUUUUAAAAAUAACAGAGAGGAACCAAGAUCACAGCAGUGGCAAAAUGGAUUGUUACAUGUAUACCCUGAGCCUCAGUGAGUCCCUUUGCAGCCAGCACACAGAAUUCUCUUGUCCUUGUGUUGUCCAAACAUCAUUUUCUGACAUAUAUAUAUGUACAUGCAUGCAUACCUGUGAUAUACAUAUAUAUAUAUAUAUGUAUAUAUUUCUGUCUCACUGUGUUUUAUUUCUGCAGAAAUCUCUGUCCUCUGACAGCCACCUAUAAGCAGGGUGCCCUGUGCUCACCUGGGUCAGUCUUUGACAGGGCUCCAUGUGAAGCCCAUCUGUGGCACACUCACCACCUCUGUGCUGCAAAGCACAGUAGUGCUCAGUAGUGCUUGGAAAACCCACCCACCACCCUGUUUCCAGCUGCAUGCUGAGUGUUGACCCAUCUGCCUACCUAUGGGAUUGACUAGGAGAAUGGGAAAAACUGGCAGUGCUGCUGUGGCCAGGGUUCUCACCCCAGGUUCAAUGGAGGCCACUGAAACAUGGCUUGGCACAGGAAAAACUGAGAAGAAGAAUUUCCAGCUGGGCAGACCAUCUCAUUCAAGCAACCUUGGGCUUUCCCUUGCUCUUCAUGAAGGUGCGCAGCAUAUUGUGGCAAGAUGUGGGGUGGAAGAAUGCAUUCAAAGGUGUGUAUCAAGUUAGGAUUGAAUGGGGUAUGUACAGAUACAGCAUGGGUGUGUAGACACAGUGCAUUUAUAGUGGCAUUUAUGUACCUGUGGGGUUUGUAUUUAUGGCAUAUUAGUUAUUUUUUAAUCAGAAGGACAUAUUGGAAGAGUAAAGAUAAAGGGGCAUGCAUGCAUGCAAGUGUGGUUCUGGAAGGAUGGAUGCUGGUGGAUGUGCAUCUGGAGCAUGGGCAGGAGAACCUGUGCAGAGGACGAGCAUGAACGAGGCUGUGUGGUCACAGGUGUCUGCAGGCAGUGAUGCAUGGAGGACAUACAGAUGGUUUAUACAUGCCAAGGCAAGGAUGGUAUUUCUUUCCUGUUUCUGCAGUCUCAUCCAUUAUGGUAAUAACUGGUAGACUUUUGCAGUGCAUCACACCAGUAAUGAUUGGAAAAGUGAAGAAACAUUUUCAAAUGCCUGAUCUGUGCCCUUGAGGCACUUGGGAGCUCUCACCAUUAAAUUAAAAAGAAGCAGGCACCUGGACAUUGGUGACUCAAAGCGAUCUCAAUACAAAUUAGAGUGUGAUUGUAUUCUGUUGCUUCUCAGACAAGAACUUCAGGGACAUCAAAUAGAAGUAGCAGGUGGCAGGUUCAAGGCAAACAACCAGAGGCAGAUUUGCAUAGAGUGUGGGGUUGCACUG